Pisolithus orientalis is the source of this 1401-nucleotide messenger RNA. RefSeq lists its product as uncharacterized. The transcript has 4 exons. Lineage: Eukaryota; Fungi; Basidiomycota; Agaricomycetes; Boletales; Pisolithaceae. Bases 322 to 1146 code for a protein of 274 amino acids. The record is from RefSeq and is a predicted model, not a curated record.
AUUUCCUUAUCCAACUCCAGUUUUUUUGUCUGACGUCCAGUCCAGGUUUUAUUGUUUUGUGUUGCGUUCGGGAAGCCGUUUCUAGUCAUCUAUCCACGUCGACGCCCUCGCUACCAACACAAAAAGACGGGCUGACCAUGUCUCCCAGGCGUACCACAAAACAAAAAGCAGUCAUGCCACCUUUUUGUUCUCCACGAUGUCGCCCAAGAUAGUCACGUCCAUCAGUCCGUCUACCUAUAAAGCAUCCCAAACGAUGGCGGAGGAAAUCCAGCUAAUUGUUCGUUCACCCUCGUCGCCAGACCGUUCUCGUGGAAUAACACCAUGGCCCCUGCUGCUGCCAACUAUUACACUCCUCCCACUCAUGCCCCUCAGAAGCAACGCGGAUAUCGCAUCUGCGAUACUUGCGGUGCAGUGGAGAACCCCUCCAUCCAAAAGUUCCGUCUCUGCGGUGGAUGCUUAACCACCCAGUACUGUUCCCCCGAAUGUCAAAAGUCCCACUGGCCAUCUCACAAAGCCAUCUGCCAACAUACCGCCGCCCAACUUUCAGGUGCCAAACAACAACCUACUGGCCCAUCUUACCCGGAUGAAAACCUCGCCAAGUACCUUCGCAAAUUCACCUCUACACAUGCAUCACUACUCGGGUGGGCCGGCUUUCAGGCGCUGCAAUUGAAGAGGAUCCCAGCGAACAUUAGACAGCAUGCGUUGUUGAUCGAGCUGAGUUAUCAUCCGUGUAAGGAGUCGCUAUUUCGGUACGUUCCUUUCCGUUCCUUGCGGUGCGAUGGAUCCCGUCCUGUUUCAAAUUUCAACGCCCAACCGCUAACCCGAUUUCAACACCCACUCAGGUUCUCAAUAGCAGAAACACACAUCGUCCCGCGUUCCUACGUCACUUCCCAUGAUGCCCUCGUUGCCGCCGACAUCGAUCGGCGCGAGGACCGAUGCCGAAAAAGUGGUGGCAUCGGCACCCUCGUCAUCCUCGUGCAAUGCGGUGGUAUCAGCCAAGUCAUGCCCGUCGAGGUUGACCCACCAAGUAAAAUCACGUGGGAUUCCAGAGAGGACUGGAAGGAGGUGUUGAAACAUUUUGUGGAUUCGGGAAGGUCGGAUUUCAAGCCAAUAUCGACUACUGCGAGAGGGGUUGUCUAUGGAUGAUGAACGCGCCUGAUUUUGUGGGCCACUUUUCUCUCGCUCAACGUUGACCGUUGCAGGCGCUCCUUCUUGCGAUAUUUUGAGCUGUGAGGGUGAUGACUUUUGUUUAUUUGGCAUACUGUAUCUUCGAUAUAUCACUGUACAUUAUCCAUACACCCACCUCUCUUCCUUUCACAUACUCAUCCUAGUUUCAUGCUGUGUCGUUUUCCAUCGUACGUUGUCCUAAUUAGUUUCUCGAGCGAAUGAUAAGCCGAAUUA